Messenger RNA from Magnolia sinica, 1135 nucleotides. RefSeq lists its product as uncharacterized. The record is from RefSeq and is a predicted model, not a curated record. NCBI's taxonomy places the organism in Eukaryota, Viridiplantae, Streptophyta, Magnoliopsida, Magnoliales, Magnoliaceae. The transcript has 4 exons. The coding region runs from base 370 to 918 and encodes 182 amino acids.
UCCAAAGCUCUCUUUCGAAAACCCUGAUACCCUCAACAGAAAGCCCUCUUUCCACCAAACUUCCUAUUUUCGGUUGUCCCAAUCCAAGGAACCGUUAGAGACGAAACAUUAGGGCAUUGAUCAGUCCUGUGAGAGGGUCCUACGGCUGAAGUUUCACGGGCAUUGGAGCCCAAACAAAGGAGAACUUCGAGAUUCCCCUUUUGAAGUGUGUACAACUGUGGAGCUGUAGAUUUGUGUUUUUUGAUUGAUUUAAAGUUAAAUACAGGACAAGGGACAGCGGGAUAGCUAGAGAGCCUGAUGACUAUUGAUGGUCCAGCAGAGACGUGUGCUCGACGCAAAGAACUGCUUCCAUAAAUAAUUCGUGGGAAAAUGGAUGACAUUUGGGAGCUCUGCAAUGAUGACGGUUUUGUCUACAAGAGGAGGAAGAGGCAACGCCAAGAACCAUCCUCUGCCAAUGGGUCCAACCCAGAAGCAGAGGCCCAGCAGCGACGGGAACAAAAGAAGAAGAUUUUGAUGAGCUUGAGAGAGCAGUAUGGGAGAGAAAUCCAGCAGUGGGAAGGAUUGUUUGCCACCCUCCAGCAAUUGAAGGAGAAUAGUAGCCAAGCAGAGGCCUCGCUACCGCUACCAACAUCAUCUAAUGAACUGUCUGCUUUGCCACUGAUCCGGGAGGAGGAGGGCAUUUGUCGGCCACUAAGCAUGGAUGAGCUCCUGUUGCAGGUGGCAGAAGCUCAGGAAUCCAUUCUUCAGGAUCUGUUAAAUUUCUGUGACGUGGCUGAAGCGUCAUGCAAGGCACAAGAAGAACACUUGAAGCAGUCUUUCAUAGACCUUCCAAUUUGGGCCACACCCCGGUCUCUCAUGGCCUCUUUUUCAGAGUUUGAAGAUGGCGAGGAUGAUUGUAACAAUAGCUACAAUGCCUAAAUGUCUUACCUUAGUGCCAGUUUUUAUUAGCAGAAUAUGUAUGCAGGAAAUUCAAUGUCUACAAAAAUCAGUGUUUCGGUUAUUUGUUUGUUUUUGUAUACUUCUUGGAAACCCCAUUUUCAUUCUUCCAUGUCUUAGAAAGUGGUCGUCUUUUAUUUUCUUGACAUAUGUAAAAGAAACAUUGGACAUUACAGCUCUCAUGUGCUGUUGGCUUUUC